UCGCAGUCGGUAUCACGAAGCAACAGCCAGACUCAGCAUCCGCCAUUUUGGAAAGUGCCGCUCAGGCCCUUCCUUUUUCAAAUCGAAUCUAGUUGUUGAAGAAUCGCCGAUCGCUUCACAUUUCGACACUUCUGGUGGAGAUUGCCAGAAUGACUGACCAGGCGAAAGAGUUUGACGAGUUGGUGUACAAGGCCAGAUUGGCAGAGCAGGCUGAAAGGUACGAUGAUAUGGCCGAGGCGAUGAGACAAGUGACAGAGCGUGAUCAGAAAGCGCUUACCCCCGAUCAGCGAAAUCUACUGUCAGUGGCAUUUAAGAAUGUUGUCGGCGCUAGAAGAUCGUCGUGGAGGGUUGUUUGUAUGAUCGAAAACAAGCCAGAAACAGCGGACAGGAAGAAGGAAAUUGCUAAAGAGUUUCGACAAAGUAUAGAGAAAGAACUGAAUAAGACAUGUAAUGUUGUUUUGGAAUUAUUGGACAAGCAUCUCAUCGAGAAAGCAGAGGACGACCCAGCAAAAGUAUUUUACCUGAAGAUGAAAGGCGAUUACUACAGGUAUAUUGCUGAAUUCUCCGAAGGCGGCAGCAAGGCAGAGGUCCAGCAGAAAGCUCAACAAGCUUAUGAAGAAGCAUACGAAAUCGCAAAGAAAAAAAUGGAAAAAACGCAUCCCAACCGUUUAGGCUUGGCACUGAACUUUUCUGUUUUCUAUUAUGAAAUUCUAAAUUCUCCAGACAAGGCAUGUGCUUUGGCAAAGGAAGCCUUCGAUGACGCCAUAGUAGAGAUAGAUCAACUUGGCUGUGAGGACUAUAAGGACAGUUCACUUAUAAUGCAACUCCUGCGUGACAACCUGACACUGUGGACGUCUGAUGCUGCCUGUGAGGACGAACAGGGGCAGACACAGGAGUGAACACUGAAAAGAAACUGUGCGAAAAUUGGUUGAAUGUGAAGUUGGAACAGUCUCAAUAGUCACUCUUGUUCUCUCGUUUGUCCCAUGGACUCCAAAGCUUGGACUAGUUGAAUUUGCUGCUUGCACACUCUCCAGAAUGACAGUAUCAUGUAUGAAUUACAGAGUUGUGCCAGGAAAGAGUUUUCGUAUUUUGCUUGUUUCCUCUUGAGAAAGCUUGGACACCCAUACUACUGAGUACUGACUCUUCAUAUCAUGUUUUUUCUUGUCCAAAGUUAUAAUAUGAUAUCUGUGAGGAUAGUUUGUUGACAUUUUAAUAACACUGGACAUUUUAGUGGCAUACAGGUAGUGACGGUUUUGUCAGAAUUUUUAAGUUCUCUACUUUAAUUGCAGAAAGAAAGAUAGGCUAACAAUUUUUUAAGUGCUUGAUAAUAUAUAGAUAAGCAACAUGUCUUAAAUUGUUAUGUAAUCUUGAUCAAUAUUAAAGCUCUAUGAUACAUCCACCCAAAUAACUUGUGUUUAUGUUUUUCCAUAGAAUAAAUUAGGACAUGACAAAAUAUACUGUCAGCAAGCACUGGUUCCAUCUAUUCCAUUGGAGUUACCCCCCUUGUCUAGUGCAUGUGCUAGGUCACCGCCACAUUUGAAUGAUCAGAGUGAUCCAGAUAUGACUCAAUGUCUAUUUACUGAGAAUGAUUGAAGUAUUUGUGAUAAAUCAUGACUGUUUUUAGAUUAGUUAGUGUAAUUCUGCUGUUAAUCUUGGCUGUGGCAUAAAUUUGUACAAUUUUCCAUUUACAAAUUGACUUCAUCUAUGAUAUGUAUUGGCAUCUGAAUUAAAGUGAUUUUCAUGUCCAUUUCUAAGCUUUUGAGAAUUUUAAUCUUGACUUUAUGUAAAUUGACACUUUUUAUAAAUCUUGUCACCUUCCACUCUCAUGGCAACAAGGAUUGUUAUGAAACACAA
Messenger RNA from Haliotis rubra (blacklip abalone), 1854 nucleotides. Its product is annotated as 14-3-3-like protein 2. Gene Ontology annotation, biological process: signal transduction. The record is from RefSeq and is a predicted model, not a curated record. The transcript has a single exon. Gene Ontology annotation, cellular component: cytoplasm. Bases 150 to 899 code for a protein of 249 amino acids. NCBI's taxonomy places the organism in Eukaryota, Metazoa, Mollusca, Gastropoda, Lepetellida, Haliotidae.